GUGCAGAGGAACUGUAAGGGUGUCCUGCACAGGACCAAUGGUUAGCAAACCACCCUGGAAAUGCAGAUAAUAAAUAUGCUUUAGGGUCUCUCAAAAACUAUUGCAUAUUUUCAUUGUGAAAGUGUUGCGCUCGUGGCAGAGAGAUGGCUGUUCAGGCUGCCAUCAUGAACUCGCAGUUCUUGAACUUCUGUUUUCCUGGCUCGGUCAUGGAUUAUGAGGUGGAAAAGGGUUUGGAAGGGGGUCUCCUGGGUGAAAUGGACUGCAUAGGUGACUUCAAGGAGACCACUAGAGACCUGCUUAGCUUCAUCGACUCGGCUUCCAGCAACAUCAAACUUGCACUGGACAAGCCUGUCAAGUCCAAGAGGAAAGUCAACCACCGAAAGUACCUGCAGAAGCAGAUUAAGAGGUGCACGGGAAUAAUCUCGCCAGGGACUGCACCAGUUCAGGAGCCAUGUAAGAGGCAAGGCUCGCCCCAAACCCCAACAAGCAACCUUUCCAGCAAAACGCCACCCAAGAAGGAUGGGAUGCAGGCCAGCCUGCAAAGCAAGAGUCUGGCUGCCCUCUUCAACUCGGCGAAGGAUGUACGAGGAGAGAGGGCCAAGAAGCCCCCGCUGCGGCAUCGAAACCUUCCUCCAUCCUUCUUCACGGAGCCGGCCAACAGCUCCAGAGUUACAUCUACUUCUGGCAUGUCGCUCAAAGACCUGGAGCGAGGGACUCCGGAAGCAGCAGAGUUCUUGGAGCUUCUUGGACCCGACUACAGUAACAUGGUCUCGGAGCAGGAACUAUUCCACACCGCACCUAUCAGGAUUCAACAGGAGGUGACUGUGGGCCCUGAGCCAUAUGACUCCCACCAUUUUGUAAGUGGUGGGUUUUUGUACACUGAACCUUGGGGCACUUGUAGCGGCACCUCCAAAAAGUCAGGAGACAUGCGGACAUUAGCAGUACAGCCAAAUCUUUAUACUCACACAGACCUUUCUGGCAGCGUGCCUGUGGAACAAAACUCGCCGUGUGCACUUACCUUUUCAAACUUCUUCACAGACUGCUCCACACCUCCAGUUUCCUACGAUCUGGUAAACGGAUACAACAGAGGGAGCUUUUCUUCUCUUUAAGCCAGUGAUUUUCUGUUUCUCAGACAUUGGAACAAAAACACAUAUGCAUUUUUUAGUACUGUAUUGACAAAGGAACGCUACCUACAUGUAAUUGCCUUUUUAAUCCUAAAACAUUUGACUCAAAACCAGAUAAGGGUUUCUUGCUUGAUGGGAAAACAUGUAUGCAGCAUCAAAGGUUUACAAUCUUAAGACAGCCUUUACAUCUAAGGAUGAACUUUUCUCCAAUUAUUUAAUGAAAAGAAAAUACAUUUUACACAUAUCUAAUCAUAAAUUAACAAAGCUAUGAAAUUUAUUUUAUUGCUCCCUGUAAAUAAAACUACAAAAACACUCCGGAACUCUUAUCCUUUAUAAUGCAUUGUUUGAUUUAUAAUAUUACGAAACAACAAUUUGUUACAGAGCUGAUCUCAGGGGGUCUGCUUAUUUGUUCACUAAAUUGUCAUAAAUACACAGUGACCACAUUAAGUAUUCAGAUUUAUUUUUCCACGAGAUUACAAAAAUAUUAAAUCUAGCGGCGUCUUUUAUUUUCUCUCUCAUAGCUAACGUCAAUCUGGUCAUUUUUGCAGUCAUUUUUAUCAAAUAGUGUUGCAGUGGCUGUAUAAAGUUCAUCAAGUUCACAGAGCUGUCCCAACAGAGUAACAGGUGUAGUUCAUCUAUAAACAAUAUCCACUAUGAUUUAAGAUGAAGUAUUUACUUUAAACAGUAUAUCAUUUUCCAAUUUCAAAUUUACAUUUUACAAACUAAAUGUAUUUUUUUUGUCAAACAAUUUGAGCGAGUGUGCUUCCUUAAAAAUUACGGCCACUUAACCUGAUAUUUUGUAUUUAAUACCAUGACAUUACGUGCCUUUUAAGUGCAAAAAAGGAAACUCUUUAGGGUCCAGACACAAAACAUAUUAUAUCUUGCAAUAGUGGCAAUCAAGACAAUCUUUCUACAUUUGAAUUUUUAUCACUGUUAAUCCAUAGCUUAUUUUUGUUGCCUGCGUAACAUGCAAUAUUAGGUUUACACAUCUAAAACAAUGACUUGCGGUUCCCUGAAGGUAAAUGACUGAAUGAAUAUACUUUAGAUAUUAAUAGCAUAUUUCAAAACCUUUUAGGUUUGGAUUUUGGAGUUUCUUGGUAUUAUGAAAUAAAUUGAGUGUGUACAGAGUGUACAGAGAAGAAGAAUGAGGUAUAAUUUUGUAAGCUAGAAUGUCAAAUGGUAAUAAUGUGUUAUAUUUGAUUAUAUUUAUAAUCAUAUUCAUCAAAAUGGAUGUACAACAUGAAAGCGGGAACUUUACAGCAUUGUUUUGUACUCGGAAUCAACUGUUAAAAUACACAAAACUAAUGAAUAAUUUUUUAUGUAGUUGUAGUUUUAAAUUAAUUGUAUGUGGGAUGCAUCAGCCAAGAGUAAAAAAUUGUGUUUAUGAUUCAUAUGCUGAAACUAGUGCUUAUGUUCUUCACAAUGUUGGCAGUACAGAAUCAGAAAACACUGUUUGUCUGAAAUUGUCAGGAAAUGGUACUUAAUGUUUAUUGACUAGUAAUAAGCUGCACACCUAAAUAUAUGAACUUACAGGGGCACUGGAUAAAAGUUUUUUUUUGAUUAUGAAGUAUUUGGACAAA
This is a messenger RNA of Puntigrus tetrazona (Sumatra barb), 2704 nucleotides long. RefSeq names its product protein FAM181B. The transcript has a single exon. NCBI's taxonomy places the organism in Eukaryota, Metazoa, Chordata, Actinopteri, Cypriniformes, Cyprinidae. The coding region runs from base 144 to 1109 and encodes 321 amino acids. The record is from RefSeq and is a predicted model, not a curated record.